Ylistrum balloti is the source of this 2391-nucleotide messenger RNA. RefSeq names its product rho-related protein racA-like. Gene Ontology annotation, molecular function: GTP binding; GTPase activity; protein binding. The coding region runs from base 92 to 1885 and encodes 597 amino acids. Gene Ontology annotation, biological process: small GTPase-mediated signal transduction. Lineage: Eukaryota; Metazoa; Mollusca; Bivalvia; Pectinida; Pectinidae. The record is from RefSeq and is a predicted model, not a curated record. The transcript is spliced from 11 exons.
AUGUGAAAUGCGAUGUAAAUAGUUCCUUACCGUUUGACAAGUUCUGAAAGUGCCAGGAGUCGGUUACUGUUAAUAUAGACACAAAGGUGCAAUGCCAUAUGAUCUAAAGCUUGUCACGGUUGGAGAUCAAGCCACGGGGAAGACUUGUCUAUUCAUUGCCUAUGCAAAGAAUACAUUCCCCGAGACAUACGUUCCUACAGUGUUUGAAAAUUACGUUGAAGAUGACAUGGUCUGCGGAACACCUGUCAGUGUGUGUUUGUGGGAUACACAUGGAACUUCGGAGGAGCAGAACUUUCUGAGGCCGCUGUCCUAUCCUCUUACAGAUGUAUUCCUUGUCUGUUUUUCCAUUGACAACAGAGAAUCUCUUGCUAAUGUGAAGGUUAAGUGGGUUCCAGAGCUAAGACGGUUUUGUCCUAAUACGCCAAUUGUACUCGCUGCCUGCAAAGUAGAUUUGAGAGAUAAACCAACAGCUGAUUUGGUGACGCGUGAAGAAGGGUCAAAGUUCGCCAGUGAUUUAGGAUUAUGCUACAUAGAAACUAGUGCACGAACACAACAAGGAGUAAAAGACGGUUUCCAUACAGCAAUCAGGGAAGCGUUGCUUAAGGCGACAACAACAACGAUUCAACCAUGGUUCUCUUGUGGCAAUAGAAAACGGAUACCCCCUCCUCCUGUAAUGCCUUCCGCAGGUAUGGCCCCGAAAAUUGAAGUUGAAACAUCAAGGUUUGCAGACGAUUGGCUGGCUAUGCACGAAAACCCUGUUCAUGCAGACGUUACAUUCAUAUUGAGAGGACAGCUCAACCUUGACGCACAUACGAUAGUUUUGUGUUCAUCUUCCACAUACUUCAGACGAGUCUUUGGAAUGAUGAGGUCACAUAUGAGGAAGAGAACGAAGUCCGCGAGUAACUUCACUAUGUAUGAAAUGAACUCUGAACAAAUAGCGGGAAUAGUAGCUGUAUAUGGCAAGGACGAGUUAACAAAGGAUACCCAACGUAAAGGUCAUCGUCAUACAGUGGUUGAACUUAGUCCAGAUAUCAAACCCAAAACAUUCGUCAAAAUUCUGCAAUUUCUGUACUCUGGUGUUCCCACUCUAGCUAACGACCAGGAUCAAAUUGACCCGGAAGAACUUGAUGACAUCAUUAAUCUAGCUGCCACUUUUGAAUUGCCGAAACUGACGGAGAUUUGUCAAAAUUGUCUCGCUGGUCAGGCAUUUCUUAAUCCAAGUAUAGGUACCUCCAUGACUGACGAAACAAGACGGAAUAUGAAGGAUCUGUAUUUCAACACACCUGAAACGGCUGACGUCACGUUUAAUGUGGAAGGAAGAAACAUUUAUGCUCAUAAAAGUGUCUUAACUGCCAGAUGCAAAAACAUGGCGGUUACGAUUCAAGAUAGCUGUGUGAAAGACCAAUCAAGCUUACUCGAGAUUGAUAUCCAAGCUACAACGUCGGAAUGUUUCUUGGCUCUUUUGGAAUAUCUCUACACCGACCAGGCACCUAUUGAACAGACUGAUGUGAUAUCACUCAUUGUUCUGGCGGAUAAAUACGGUCUUAAACGUCUCACGAAUCUGUGUGAAUUACAUAUAACUAAGGAAGUCAACAAAAGUGUGAUAAAGACUAUAGAAAAAGCAGACAUCGAUGUCAUCGGACUUUUACAGUCAUCACAGGAUUACAAUGCAGAACAGCUGUCCAGAUGGUGUCUUCAUUUCAUUUCUACAAACUAUACAGCAUUCAAGAAUCGGGUGGAAUUAUCGUCGCUGAACGAAGAAAAUAGAACCUUUAUUGAAGCGAAUCAAUGGCCGCCGCUAUCGUACAUUCGUGAUGUUGAGGAAUACGAGCGGAAGUGGAAAAUAAGGCAUAGGAGAUUCUCGUCCAAGUGUUCAAUCAUGUAAAAGCGUAUGUUAGUAUAUAAGGUGCGUUAGAUUAGUGUGAUUCAGAAAUUUUGUCAUUAACCAGAAUUAACAACAAUUUAAACUCCUGUCGGAAUCGGACAAAUUGUACAUAUUGAUUAAGAUGGUAUAAUGAUUGUCAUUUCAUUUUAAAUAUUUUAUUAUUAUUAUUAUUUUUAAUUAUGUUUAAUUCCUUCAUUCUGCAUUUUAAUCAAUCAUAUUCGUUGACAAUAUAAGUGUUAUAACCUGGAACAUGAAUCGUCAUGAAUGGGCAUAUGGAUAAAGAGAAAUGGGAGAAGAGAGAGACGUUAUGUGAGUGUGUAUUGCUGUGUUUAACAUUAAUUAAGUACUUCAUCAACUAUUUAAUCAAGAGAGAUUUGCCAUUGCAAGAAAAUGCAAAUACAUGUGUAAAUCGAUAUCAUCACUUGUCAAUGUUAUGUAUAAUGGCGGGUUAUUGUCAAAGUAAUAUAUCACUUGUUACAUUUCAUGUUAGUGCCAUUGUGUAUUGA